AUGGCACUUACGGAGCGGGAAACAGCACAAUUGCGAGGGUCACUACAGGAAGCAGUUGUGAAAUGCUCGGAGAGAUGUUUAUAUCAAUCUGCAAAAUGGGCAGCAGAACUGCUAACAUCUAUACCGACAAAUGAUGACUUGGAGCCCGAAGAUUCGCAGAUGACGGAAGUUCCUGCAGAAGGACUCCCUCCAAUUGUCCUUACUGGAAACCUCGAUCCCGAAGAGGCACAACUCGAGGCGCGAGAGAUAAACAAAUAUUUGUUGGCGAAAUCCUUCUUCGAUUGCCGGGAAUUCGACCGAUGUGCGGCUGUAUUUCUGCCGGAUAGGUUGCUCUCUGGGAUUUUGUCAACGACGGCAGGAAAAGGUAAUCAAAAUGGGGUAAACACAAGAUCAAAGGGGAAAGAAAAGGCAUCAAGUGGAGUCAGCACAGGUGCAAUAUCAGGGCUUCCAAAACUAAGCCAAAAGAGCUUAUUCCUGGCUUUAUACGCAAAGUUCAUGUCCGGCGAGAAGAAGAAAGAUGAAGACAGUGAAAUGGUAAUGGGCCCUCACGAUGGAGGAAAUACAGUGAACAAACAAUUGGUCACAAUAAUUCGAAUAUUGGAGGCUUGGUUUCAAGAGAGAAAGACUGAAACUGGAGAGUUUGCGGGUAGUCAAGGAUGGCUUGAAUAUCUCUAUGGAAUGGUUCUGGCCAAGGAUAAAAAUGAGGAUGAGGCGAUGCGCUGGCUGGUUCGAAGUGUCGAGUUGUUCCCCAUGAAUUGGGGAUGCUGGUUGGAGAUGACUUCUUUAAUUUCGAGAGUUGAAGAUUUAAAUCGCAUAUCGCCACAUCUUCCCCAAAACAUUCUCUCAUUCAUAUUCCAUCUUCAUACUUCCCUUGAAUUGUACCAGUCGACGCCACAACUGUCAAAUUCUUUAGAGCAACUCUUAUCCAUAUUCCCAACCAGCCCUUUUCUACUCACAUGCUUAGCUCUUCUAUCCUAUCAUACUAAGGAUUUUGUCACUGCUGAUGCCCACUUCAGUCGCCUUCUUGCACUACAUCCUCAUCGACUAGACUCACUCGAUCACUACUCUAACAUUCUUUAUGUCAUGAAUCUCAGACCAAAAUUGUCGUUUCUUGCACACCUCUGCUCGAGUGUCGAUAAAUUUCGACCAGAAUCAUGUGUUGUGAUUGGCAAUUACUACUCACUAUUAUCAAGCCAUGAAAAGGCUGUGCAAUAUUUCAGACGUGCCUUAACUUUAGACCGUUCUUGCCUUAGUGCUUGGACGCUCAUGGGUCACGAAUAUGUAGAAUUGAAAAACACCCACGCAGCUAUUGAAUCAUAUCGUCGCGCAGUCGACGUGAAUAGGAGAGACUAUAGAGCCUGGUAUGGACUAGGACAAACAUACGAAGUACUUGAGAUGCAUGCAUAUGCCCUGUGGUAUUAUAAACGUGCAGCAGGACUCCGUCCAUGGGAUGGUAAAAUGUGGAUGGCAGUAGGAUCCUGCUUACAGAAAAUGGGACGCGAUUUGGAGGGUAUAAAAGCAUUGAAGCGUGCAUUAUUAGCAGAUAGCUACUACGAUGCAGGUGUUGGCAGUUCAUUUGGAAGUGGAGGCAGAGAAAGAGGAGGCACUAUGGAUCCGGAAAUCUUACUCCAAAUAGCUGGGAUGUACGAGAGACUAGAGGAUGAGAAAGAAGCACGAGGGUACAUGGAGUUGUGCAUGGCACAGGAAGAAGGCAAUGAUAAUGCAGAUGCAUCGGCUAUUAACGUUCAUAAUGAUUCAGCUUCAUCAGAUGAUGAAGGACGCCAACCGUUAGCAACUACAGGUGAAGGUGGUAAUGGCACAGGAGUCACGGCUGCGACGUCAAAAGCAAGGAUGUGGCUAGCGAAACAUUCAAUGAGAACGGGUGAUUACAAAAGAGCCAUGCAAUUGGCAACAGAAUUGUGUCAAGAUGGGGUAGAAGUGGAAGACGCAAAAGCUUUAGUUAGAGAGGUCAGGGUCAGGCUGGAGGGAUUGGACUCACCCUGA
This is a messenger RNA of Botrytis byssoidea, 2004 nucleotides long. RefSeq lists its product as uncharacterized. The record is from RefSeq and is a predicted model, not a curated record. The transcript is spliced from 4 exons. Bases 1 to 2004 code for a protein of 667 amino acids. Gene Ontology annotation, cellular component: anaphase-promoting complex. NCBI's taxonomy places the organism in Eukaryota, Fungi, Ascomycota, Leotiomycetes, Helotiales, Sclerotiniaceae. Gene Ontology annotation, biological process: cell division. Gene Ontology annotation, molecular function: protein binding.